Jaminaea rosea is the source of this 1998-nucleotide messenger RNA. RefSeq lists its product as hypothetical. NCBI's taxonomy places the organism in Eukaryota, Fungi, Basidiomycota, Exobasidiomycetes, Microstromatales. The transcript has a single exon. Bases 1 to 1998 code for a protein of 665 amino acids. The record is from RefSeq and is a predicted model, not a curated record.
AUGACGUCCGCGUCUUCGUCCUCUGCUCCUUGCGAGCACGACGCUCAGCCUCCUGUUCCUGUCAGCCCUACCCUCACAGCUGCUGCUCCGCUGGCACCACAAUCGCCCUACGUCGUCAUCUCUUCAGCCAGCAACAGCGCAAGAGGAGCUCGAGGUCUUCGUGUCCCCUCGUCCGACGAUGGAACCAAUACAGCCAGCGCUGAGGCUGUAGUUGCCGCAAGUAAUCAAGGCUCCCCUCUGCUCGCAUCGCGACGGCAUACAGCCUUGAUAGGAGACGAGUCCCCUAGUGCACGACACAGCGUCCUGAUUGCAACGACACCGCGCGUCUCACGCGCAAGACCGCGAUUCUGGUACUUCCUGCCCCUCCUCUCCAUCAUCGACGUGGCGCUCGAAGGCAUUGUGGGCGUCUUCCUCCUCCUCAAUCCGGGUCCAUCGCUCCUCUCCGCCAAGAAACACAGCGACGAUGAGGCGCCCAGUCUGGGUCGCACGCGAACGCUUACUCUCACUUCGACUCUUCUCGCCGCCAGCCUGCUGCGCAAUGCAACGCUGAGCAUCAUAGCCAUAGGAAAUCGGACCGACCAAUUGGGUCUUAUAGUCGCAGGGGUAUGCGCCGCCUCCGCUUUGGUAGGGGUGAGCGUCUUCAACCUCCUCUUCCAGUCUGGCGUGCUGCUCGCCCGGGAGACCUCGCAAGACGUGACAUGGCCGGAGAAGCUGCCAAAGCCGAGCUUGACGCUCCUUACGUCUCUUGGCCUCGGCUUCACGGUGCUUGAGUACGUGCUCUACGUCCUCGUUGUGGGAAUCAGGGUACCGCCGAGCGCUGCGGGUGGAGUGGGUAGGAUGGGACAAGUGAGAAGAUGGAAGCGUGGAAUGAGGAGUGAGGCAGCACGAGCCGGUCGCGAGGGAGACGAGGGCAGUUGGGCCGUGUAUUUGGAUGAUGAAGAGGAUGACGACAUGCCUGCGGGGCAGGAGGAGCCGCGCAAAAAGAGGAGACAAAGCUACGUCGGUUCAUCAGGGGAGAGGGACGGAGAAGGGCAAGGGAGUUCGGGUACGAGUGCAGAAGGUAGCAGGAUGUCCCUUCUACCGGAAGCGGUCAUUUCUCCUUCUACCUCUACGGGACCGUCUUCGUCGUACGGGGCAUUGGAGCAAAGUCGUCCCCUAUCCUCGCUCCUGCCUCAGAGUGCCUUUUCUACUCAGGGAGGGCAGGGUACGCAUAGAAGUAGUAGCAGUCGGGCGCGCACAACAAGCACAACCUCGGCGCGAUCUGGCGGCCGAUCCCCGAGGAACGAUAAGGCUAUGGCUGCCGCUGCGGUGGGUCUAUCCGCCUCCCCCUCGGGAUCAAAGGGCAUGGGACCCCACUCUCCCAUCCAACGUGAUUACGCCCUCGCCACCUCCGGCGGCAACGACGUCGAUCUUGAGGCCGGUCCACGCGCUCCUUUCCCCAUGCAGGAAGGCGAUGAUUCUCGAGAGGACGAAGAACGGGACGACGACGAAGAUGAUCCCAACGAAAUCCUCGACAUUCCAUCUUUCCCCACCUCCACCUCUCGUGAUGCCUCGCGCAUGCGGCUGGCCAUGGCCAGCGAUAGUCGAGCUGCGCAGCAGGAGGGUCGUCGAAGCAGUAGUGGGCUGGCCAGGAGUGGCAGCCGGACUUUGAGUCUCCUCGGGGUGAUUCGAGGUGGUAAUGAGGACGGAGAUGGUGGUCAGGUCGAGGAGCCCACUGCGGGUGGGAGUCAUCCGGAUGAGGAGGCAGAAGCUGUUCCGCAGCGCAGGAAGGGGUGGCGAACGAGCAGCGCGCUGGGGGCGAAGCAAUCUUCCUUGCUGGGCUUCAAGCGUAAGAAGCCGCAGCGCGACGUUUCUGGGCCUUCCGUCGAUGCGGCGGCUGACGCCGGUAGUGGAUCGACAGCCAAGACAGCAGGGUGGCGCGCUGGCGGAAAACGGCUGCUGAAGAGCGCCAUGCCUGGUGCGAGUGGUACCGGUGGAAGUUCAAGUGGACGAACAUGA